Pleuronectes platessa (European plaice) is the source of this 9288-nucleotide messenger RNA. RefSeq names its product membrane-associated phosphatidylinositol transfer protein 2. Gene Ontology annotation, biological process: phospholipid transport. Gene Ontology annotation, cellular component: cytoplasm. Lineage: Eukaryota; Metazoa; Chordata; Actinopteri; Pleuronectiformes; Pleuronectidae. Gene Ontology annotation, molecular function: metal ion binding; phosphatidylinositol transfer activity; phosphatidylinositol binding. The record is from RefSeq and is a predicted model, not a curated record.
CCGGGUGUUGUCCGGUGGAGGCGCUGACAUCCGUCCGCAUGCAGCGGGACUGACGGGCGGACACACACCGGGGGAAUGGCCGCUGUGUUCGGAGGACAACAGGACUCACGGCGCUCAGCCUCCACCUCUGAAUGUAAACAGCAGCAUCAGCUUUGAGGAAACAUCCACCCUCCUCCUCCUCCUCCUCUACCGUGGAGCUCCGCGGAUUUACCGGGACUGCAGACACACUCAGAGCCGCAGGAGGAACCAUUGCUGGAGAUGGACUGCAGGUCGGAGACAACAACACACGUCUGUGGCUUCGGAAAACAAAUGAAAACCAUUUCCUGUCAGCUGACCAGCCGUGGAAGAAGUGUUCAAAUACCACGGUAUUGAAACAUCCACACAGCUGCCAGUGUGACGUCCUGACAAAUACCAUCAGUAACAUCACGGGAGGCGACGUACAGGAACCUGCAGCCCAGGCCCAUGUUUGAUGCGUGCCGGAUGAGUAACAGGAGUGUCUGGUUUGAAUAACGAUGACUCCCAUCCUCGCUGUUUGAACAUGCUGCUCGGGUAGUGAAGGCGACUGCGAGGAGCGUCUACCCAAUUAAACUCCCCUCACACACGCGCGCACACAAGCACAACCAUGCUGAUCAAGGAGUAUCGUAUCCCCAUGCCGAUGAGUGUGGAGGAGUACCGCAUCGCUCAGCUCUACAUGAUCCAGAAAAAGAGCCGAGAAGAGAGCUGCGGCGAGGGCAGCGGCGUGGAGAUCCUUGAGAACAAGCCUUAUGUGGACGGCCCCGGGGGCUCAGGCCAGUACACGCACAAGGUCUACCACAUCGGGAAACACAUUCCAUCCUGGUUCUGUGCCAUCCUGCCUCAAGCUGCCCUCCGAGUGGAGGAGGAGUCCUGGAACGCCUACCCCUAUACACGAACCCGGUAUACCUGUCCCUUUGUUGAGAAAUUCUCUAUCGACAUUGAGACGUAUUAUAAACCAGAUACUGGAAACCAAGUGGACGUCUUCAAUCUGUCCUCUGCUGAAAAGAGACAGAGGACUGUAGACCCCAUAGACAUCGUGAAGGACUACAUCGCUCCUCAUGAGUACCUGGUGGAGGAAGACCCCAAACUGUACCAGUCCGACAAGACCAAACGGGGUCCACUGUCAGAGGACUGGAUCGAGGAGAUCAACCAGGACCCUGGUCAGAACCCCGUCAUGUGCGCCUACAAGCUCUGCAAAGUGGAGUUCAGAUACUGGGGCAUGCAGUCCAAGAUCGAACGCUUCAUACAUGACGUGGGUCUGCGUAAAGUGAUGGUCCGUGCCCACCGGCAGGCGUGGUGCUGGCAGGACGAGUGGUACGGCCUGACCAUCGAGGACAUCAGGCAGCUGGAGCUGGAGACCCAGCUGGCGUUGGCUAAGAAGAUGGCCCACUACAGCCUCAGCGAGGAGGGGGGAGCGGAGCCCAAUGGCUCCACUGUCAGCCAGGACCAGCAGCAGGGAGCUGAGGCUGUGGGAUCCAGUGCAGAGGCCGAGGGAGGAGGAGGGAAGCUGGGGGAGUCACUGGAGUCACGAGGGGAGCUCACCAAGCAGUGGUCAACAUCCUCUAGAUCCUCCAAUAGGUCAUCUAAGAGAGGAGGAAGUCCAUCUCAUCAGAGCAUUUCAGAAUGGAGGAUGCAGAGCAUUGCGCGGGACUCAGAGGACAGUACCGACGAUGAGUUCUUUGAUGCUCAUGAGGACUUUUCUGACAAUGAGGAGACGUUCGCCAAGGAGAUCACCAAGUGGAGCUCCAACGACCUGAUGGACAAGAUAGGGACUACAGAGGCGGAUGAAGCACAAGAAACUUUGUAUCGGGAGUCGGGCGAGGAGUACGCCGUGAUGAGUAAUGAGGAGGCGCAGAUGGAGUGGUGUGUCUUGAAAAGGCAAGAACUGCAGUCCAUCAGGUUUCCCCCAAGGCUGAAUGAUUGUUCGUCUCAGCAGUGUCUGCAGCCGUCCAAAAUCCAUGUCCUCAUUCUGGUCCUGCACGGAGGAAACAUCCUGGCCACUGGCUCGGGUGAUCAGAGCAGCAAGCAGGCGGAUGUAAACACGCUGAGUGGGGCUUUUGAGACCGUGAUGAGGGUUCAUUACCCGGCAGCGCUGGGCCGCCUCGCCAUCCGGAUGGUCCCCUGCCCUGCUGUGUGUGUCGACGCAUUCUCCCUGGUCUCCAACCUGAGCCCCUACAGCUACGACGAGAGCUGCCUCUCCAGCAGCCAGGACCACAUCCCCCUGGCCGCUCUGCCUCUUCUGGCUACCUCUGCUCCACAGUAUCAAGACGCUGUAGCAUCCGUCAUCUUACGAGCCAAUCAGGUCUAUGGGGACUUCAUCAAGUCUUCAGAUGGGGCGUCUUUUUGUGGCCAGGUGUGUGUCAUUGGCGACUGUGUCGGUGGUAUCCUGGGAUUUGAUGCUCUGUGCAGCAGCUCGUUGACGGUGUCAGAGAGUCAAAACAGCAGCAGACGGGGCAGCACCAUCAGUGUGCAGGACACAGACCUCCUCUCUCCAGGUAUUAUCAUAAACAGCGUCUCUCCGUCUUCGCCGUCCCUCGAGGGAAGCCGCCAUCUCAGCCGCAGCAACAUAGACAUCCCUCGCUGCUCGGGGCCCGACGACGCCAAGAAAGCACUUCCUCGCAAGCGCAGCGACUCGUCCACGUACGAGCUGGACACCAUCAAACACCACCAAGCCUUCCUGUCCAGUCUUCACUCCAGCGUGCUCCACGGGGAGCCCGGAUCGCGGCGCUCCAGCAACAGCACCAUGUUGGAGGGAGGCUCCUUGGGAAAGUUUGACUUCGAGGUGACUGACUUCUUCCUCUUCGGCUCUCCUCUGGGGCUGGUGCUCGCACUGAGGAAGACUGUGGUGCCCUCGUUAGAUGUGUCGGCUCUGCGUCCAGCCUGUCAGCAGGUUCACAACCUGUUUCACCCGGCCGACCCCGUGAUGAGACAUGAGAACUCCAGUAUUUUGGAGCUGGACGGCAAAGAAGUGACUGAAUUCACUCCGUCCAAGCCUCGUGAGAAGUGGCUCCGCAAGAGGACUCAUGUUAAGAUUAGAAACGUGACAGCGAACCAUCGCGUGAACGAUGCCGUGUUCACGGAGGACGGAGCCCAGAUGGUGACGGGACGUUUCAUGUACGGCCCUCUGGACAUGGUUACCCUCACUGGAGAGAAGAUUGACAUCCACAUAAUGACCCAGCCUCCCUCUGGAGAGUGGGUGUGCUUUAACACGGAGCUCACUAACAGCAGUGGACGUGUCUCCUAUGUCAUCCCUGAGAGCAAAAAGCUGGCUGUUGGCGUGUAUCCUGUCAAAAUGGUGGUCAGGGGUGACCACACAUCUGCAGACAGUUAUCUAACCAUUUUACCACGGGGGACAGAGUUUGUAGUGUUCAGUAUUGACGGGUCAUUUGCUGCCAGUGUGUCUAUCAUGGGCAGCGACCCAAAGGUUCGAGCUGGAGCUGUGGAUGUGGUGAGGUAUUGGCAGGACCUGGGCUAUUUGAUAGUGUAUGUAACGGGUCGUCCUGACAUGCAGAAGCAGCGUGUGGUGGCCUGGCUCUCUCAGCACAACUUUCCUCACGGAAUCGUCUCCUUCUGCGACGGCCUGGUUCAUGACCCCUUGCGACACAAGGCCAACUUCCUCAAAUCCCUCAUCAACGAGGCCCACAUGAGGAUCUUUGCAGCGUACGGAUCCACCAAGGACAUCUCGGUGUACACGUCUAUCGGCCUGCCUCCGUUCAAUAUCUACAUAGUGGGAAGACCCACAAAGAAAAUGCAGCAACAGUGUCAGUUCAUCUCGGACGGCUAUGCUUCCCACCUGUCCCAGCUGGAGUACAACCAGAGGUCUCGUCCCGCCAAGUCCACCAGCGCCCGCAUGGUCCUCCGCAAGAGCAGCUUCGGCCUGGGUGCAGCCGGAGGGGAAUACCUCCGUAAACGCAACCACAUCUUUCGCACCAUCACCUCUCAGCAGCCGGGGGGAGCUGGCUCGGCCACCCCCAGCCAGCCGGCCCGGACUGAGCGUACACUGAGCCAGUGCGAGAUGGAGCGCGAUCGGGGGGUCCCAGCAGGUGCCCAGAGAAGUAUGAGUAUAGCUGCAGGGUGCUGGGGCCGCAGCGGGAGCACCAAGGAGGGCAGCGGAGGGCUACUCGGCCCUAAAUGAUUCGAAUGAGGGGCUGAGGUGUCAGAGGCCUGGGCCACCAUGAUCUCUGGACGAGUCAAAGGUGGGAUGAAGAGGGGAGAGCUUGUAUUUUAGAAAAUCAGAGAUAGGUGAGGGAUGUGGCAGACACAACACACUGAUUGGGUCAGGAGAGAAUGAGGAUAGGAGAAAAUAGAAGGGGGGAUACUAAGGGAUCUGUUCAGGAGGAGUGGACUAAUCAGGCCAAGUGGGAUCCAGCGAACAAAAGACGAUUCUGUAGCAUGACUCUUUUACAGUAAUACUUUUUAUAAGAUACGUCACUAACUAUUGAAAAAUGACAAUGGAAGGAUUAAGAGAGAUAUUGUAAGCCUUAAAUUAUUCUCGUAUAACGGGACCCCCUCCCCCCCCUCCACCCGUCCACUCCCCACUUCCUGAACACACCCAUGCCCAAGCAUCCACACUCAUGAGCUCAGGACGAACUGCAGCCCGACUCAUCUUCAAACAGUCGAGCGCGGCGAUGAGCUUCACCUCUGUUUCUGUCCCGCUGUCAGCCGAGCGACACACGUUUCAAACGCAGCAUUGUCUGGCGGAAUGAGUCGCCUCACAGUUUAAAAACACAAAGAAAAGGAAGGCAAGAAGAGAUGUGAGAAAUAAAGAUUAGGGUCUCUCAAAUCACCAAAAUCUGUAUGACAUUUUUCACUUUGACCUGUUGUGGUAUUUAUCCGUACAGAGAGCUUUGCUGUCAUUGUCCAGAAUGUGAGAUAUCUGUCUCUGUCUGGUUUUUCAUUGGAAGGUCUCCACUGAGGAAACUAUCCCAAUGAGAGGGGAUUCAUCUGUUUUUUAAAGAAUUAUUCUUUUUAGCCAUAUGAGGGCAGCAGAGAAAGCUGUAGACAACACUGAUAUAAAAUCACAACUGUUUCUGACAUUAACAAACCCUCAUUGAUAUAAAUGGGGUGGACAAAACAAUAGAAAUAGGCUUCCUCUCUGUAUCACACUGUACAAUUCAAUAGUAUCACAAACUGAUCGCACAGGUGAAUCACUUCGUCUGUAAAACUGAACCAACUGAACCAAUAUAACCUUCUUAAAGGGAGGAUUUACUUUUGUAUUAGACUAGAUUAGCUUUACCUGGACAUGUCUAAUAAACUGCAAAAUGCGUGUAAGUCUUGUAAAAAAAAAAUCCUCCGUAAACAUACAGAGCUUUAAUAUGAAAUACUUAAAUUAGAAAGGCCCCCAGUAGACCUCUGCCAACAGUCCAUUUAUUGAACCGCAUUUAAAUUCACAGGCUCCACAUUUUUAUUUUGAUCUUUAUCAACUUGCACUCACUGUUGAAUAUCAGUUGCUUGAACAUGCCAGAUUUAUUUCUCUAAGAAAUCAAUGAAAAUGUUUGGAAACACUAAAAGAAAAUGAAAAGUGAGCAGCUCCCUGAUCCCAAUGCACUGCAUGAAUGAAUGGGUUAUUUCUUGCCCAACACCACUUCUAUCAGUCAGUAGUUUUUGUGUAAUCCUGCCUAGAAAAAGACAAACACAGACAAAAUCAUAUCCUCCUAGCUGGAGGUAAUGAAAAAACAAGACAAACACAAAACCCUCCACAGUCAUUCAACACAUUGUUAAGCAGUUUUUUCUUGGUGAAUCCCCUCAGCUGUUGUUCUGGUGUGAAAGCAGAGACUGACAUCUCUAAACCUGGGCACAGACCUGCAGAGCUAGAUGCCACAAAAGGUGAAAGAUGAAAUCAUUUAAAUAAUUUUUUCACAAUUUGACGGCAAAAACAACAUUGUAUCAGAGAGGAAAAAACGUCUUGUCUCGGUCAUAAAACUGUUCAUCUCUGACUCGCUCCAGUUUCCAUUGAGCCGAGUGAGAGACUCUGUAGUAUGAUUCCCUUUCAGUGUGGCCUCUGGCCGCCCAAGGCCUUAAUAUCCAACAAGACACUUACUCCACAGAAGUAGCAGGAAGGGCAUGCAGCAUUAAAGCAACAAGCGGAACUCUGUACAGUCCACAGCAACAAUCCCUUUAUAUAACCAUCUGCUUGCAAUACCUCUGAAGUGUGCUGCUGCUGCUGGUGGACACUCGGGUGGUGUUUCCCCGGCUUCUUGCUCUUUCUGCUCGAUAUCACGAUAUCAAACAGGAUGGACCUGGUGUUUCCUGAGUUUCAUCUCAGGCUGGACGCUCGCUGGAGGCAGAGGCAGGACUUUCCCUCGCACAGACCUGUGACUUGUUUCAGUAUUUCUACCAAAUGGGCCGACGAGUUGGCCGGAAAUGAUUCAGCAUGAAAGUUAAAAAGGACGAAUCUUUCAGUGGUAAAUGUAUGUGUGGGGGGGAAUCACUGGUGUCCUAAAACAUUACUUUUGUUGCUUCUGUCUACUGAGCUGAACUGUGUAUUCUCAUUCGAAGGGGACGAAGAAGACGAAGAAGAAGCGCUUCACACCUCUAAAAAACACAAUGUGCAGAAAACUGUUAGAUUUUUCCCCUCAUGACACCUUUGCUUGUACAGGAUAAUUUUUCAAGUCUUUCUGGGGGGAAAAAAGUCCCAUGUGCAACUAGAACCAUCACUCAGUGGAAGGCCGCACCAAAUUACACACAGUCAUAAACAUCAGUCCUCUAAACAUGCCUGAUCCUUUUUAUUGAAAUCCAUGAAUUAUUGCCUGAGAAAUCAGUGACAAUGUGGAAGAACGUUGAUCUUUCAAUGUUAUAACUCUGGAUCUGCCCCCUGAUCCUGAUCUGCACCAAAAGUGAAUGGCUUCCACCAGGUUUCAUGGAAAUCUGUUCUGUUGUUUUUGUGUAAUCUUGCUCACAAACCAAGCAAGAAAUAUACAGAAGGGGGAAUAAAUAGGGUAACGAAAAACAGCUUUUUCUUCCAGUAAUCAUUCCCCGUGAUUAUAGUUUCUAUGCCAGUGAUGGGGAACAAAUUCACAGUUGGUGUUUCAUGCAAAAAUGUUUACAGUGCAUUGAGAACAUAAAAUCAUCUUUUGAAUACACAGAGAAGGACAAAUUGAAGCCAAACUAAAAUGACAGAAACCAUAUUUGAGAAAAAAUUGUUUGACAUGUACUUUGACUAUUAGCUUGACCCAUGUCCCAUUCACCAACAUGGAGAAGGGGCAGCGUUUAUGACCAAUACUGUAGCAAACCACCAGGGGGCGAACAAGCUUUCAUAGGGUCCCUCUUUAUAAGCAGCCAUUGGUUUAAAUUUGCACAUUGAUAGUGUUCACGGCAGACAGAAGUUGUGAACUGUCCUUUAAACCCAUGAAUGUGUGGAGCGGCCGUGCCCUCGUGUCCUCUUCCGUUAAUAUGCUGUUGUUUUAUGCUCAACUUCCACACUGUGCACGAGUGGGUCUGUUUCCACUCUGUGUGAUCUGUGAUGUCUUCAACCCGCCUCUGAAGCCAAAAUCAUUCUCUAAUACUGUAGUUAAUCAACUGCGUAACCUCAUUGUUGUUAUUUUGCACUAGUUUACGAUGGAAAUAUACUGUAGUUACCAUCUUAUGUUGCUACACCUCUGUAUGACACUUUUUUUAUUUAUUUCAGGGUAAACUGCAUGUGCAGGUACGCACACGUCUGUACAUUUUGUCAGUGUGUGACGAAAAUGAAAGUAAAUGUGCCAAACAGUGAACAGACAAGUAUUUAGUCUCUGAGACAGCCUGAAGGUAACAGGAGCGUCUUUUCCCCCACGACAUCUACGCACAUGGAUGGACAUACGAAGAUAAAUUAUCUCAGUCAGAAGGAAUCUAAAUAUAUGAGUAUUAUGUAUGUUCAGAUUUGACUGAGUUAUAACUCCCUUAAUUGGGGCGGGCGGGGGCUAAAGCUUUUUAAUUGCACUUGGUCACGUUGGUAUAAAGAAACCUGUGUGAUUAAAUUCCAAUUGAGUUUAAAAAAAAGCCACUCUGUCAAAACGAUACCUCUGCCCCCGUCUUGUUUUUCGACUGUAUCAAAGCUUUCAGUCAGACGGGGACGAUGUGUCUGUACUGAGAGCUUCUCCAUUUAGGGAUUUUGAUGACCACAUCUUUUUAAACUGAUACUGUCCAUGUCUGAUAAAGUACAACAUUUGAGUCUGUCUUUAAAGCCUUUAACUGAGGGCAGAGAUUGAGGGAGUCUCUGUAACCAUGGAUGACAAGCUGUUUUUCGACCUUUGCAUUGAGUCCCUGUCGUGCUGCGGACUGGGUGCAGGGUCAACUUUUAGAUACAAACACAUUUGUCCCCUUCAGCCGUUUGGCUGCUGAGUUGAAUGUUUCCCCGUUUGGAGCCAUGUAUGUGUCUGUGUACAUAGUGUAAAGAUGUAUAUGUAGGACCUAUAUGGUUGAGAGUUAUUUAUUUACCUACAGAUCAUGAUGUUGACUAUGGAAAAUUUCAGGUGAAAUAUAUUUGAGAAAUAUGUAGCAUUUUAUUUUGUCACUUUGGCGGCCAUUGAGGCGACGGACCAACACAGGAAGCUUUUAGUUUGGACCAGUGCAAUAUUAUUGUUCCAAAUAACCAGUGUCACAGGAGGAGCACAGUCCGCACCAUCACAGGCUCCACCCACAGUCGUGUCCGAGCUACAGUCGACCUCUGCUGCCUCUUUACAACAACUGCUGAGGGUUUUAUAGGACCUACUGUACCUAUUUUUAAACUGCAGUAUUUUACACAACCUUUGAACUGGAAGCUGCUUUUUCGCUCAGCGGUGGGUGCAUGGAAAAAAGUAAAACCCCACGAUUAAAGCAGCUCUAUUUAACAAGCUGUUGCAUGUUGUUCAGUCAGAUUGGAACUACGUAACCGUCAUGCUUGACAAUAAGAGAGCAGUAAUGCAGCCUUUACGUCCUCACUGUUUAAUGAAUAGUAUAUCAAAAACAUUCUGCUGGUUAUAUUUGAGAUUAUUGCAAUUAUUCCCACUUUUGGAUAAAAAUACAAUCUAAAUAUUUACCAUUUAUGAAGGUGAUUUAUUUACUGUUAAAGGGAAUAAUUUGAUGUACUGGGCAAUUCGCAAGUGAGAUGAGAAGAUCAACACUAUUCUGCUCAAUAUGAAGCUACAGGGAACAUCUGGUUAGCUUAGCAUAGCAUAAAGACUGGUAAUAGGGGGAAACUGCUAGCCUUGGAGCCUGGCAACAGGUCCAACACAACCCACUGUAAAAUGUGUUACAUUUUUUGUUUUAAUGCUUUUCUUGUCAAGUAUGUUUUAAUAAAGAAUGGUUUUAAUUGUA